Molecule: messenger RNA, 864 nt
Organism: Parascedosporium putredinis
Lineage: Eukaryota; Fungi; Ascomycota; Sordariomycetes; Microascales; Microascaceae
Source: the annotation of a GenBank genome assembly
AUGACUUCGCGCGCCGAAUUCGACAUCAAGACCUCGGGUCUCCUCGUCGCCUCCACCUACGCCGAUAGAAUCAAGGGCAAAACCAUCCUCAUCACCGGCGUCAGCCCCAACGGCAUCGGCUCCGCCACCGCCGCCGCCUUCGCCUCCCAGGCCCCGGCCCUCCUCCUCCUAGCCUCCCGCACCCCCGCCAACCUCUCCGCCGUCGUGGCCGACCUGCAAGCCGCCCACCCCAACCUCGACGUCCGGCCCGUAACCCUCGACCUCUCCUCCCAGGCCUCGGUGCGCGCCGCCGCCGCCGAGGUCGCCCGCCUCACCCCCAAGCUCGAUCUGCUCGUCAACAACGCCGGCCUCUCAGCCGCCGCCCGCCAGGACGGGACCCGCCCCGGCGAGACGCGGGUCGUCAACCUUGCCAGCGGCGCCCACGCCAUCAGCCCCAUCCGCUUCAGCGACUACAACAUCGAAAAGGGCGCCGACCCCGACGAGGGUUACCUGGGCAUCGUCGCCUACGGCCAGAGCAAGACUGCCAACAUCCUCUUUACCGUUUCCUUGCAAAAGGAGCUGCCUAAGAAGGGCAUUUCUGCUUACUGCCUUCACCCCGGUGGUGUGAGGACCCAGCUCGGCAGACAGCAGGACGACGACAUGAACGCCGCCAUCGAAAAGACGGCCAGCUACUGGAAGGAUAUCGACCAGGGAUGCUCCACCACCAUGGUCGCUGCUCUGGACCCCGGUCUUGAUGAACAAUCCGGCCUGUACCUCGACAACUGCCAGUUCACCACGCCCAUUCCUCACGCCACUAACCCUGCCAGCGCCGACCGCCUGUGGUCUCUCAGCGAGGAGCUCGUCGGCGAAAAGUUCUCCUUGUAA